AUGGUAGUAGCCACCGUCAACCUCGGUGGCAGGCUUGCCCACAACCGUGCAGUCCGGACUAAACCGAAACAGAAGCAAUUCAACCGUCGGGACUUGCGGUUCGAAGCAGCACGGUGCGCGGUGACUAAUCGGUUCCUCCUUAACGUCGACACACGACCGGACGAGCGAACAACCACCGCCGCGGAAUUGGCGACCGACCUUACCAAUGCUCUCCUCGACGCAGCGCGGACGACCCUGGGGGAGGAACCGCGGAGACGCCGCACGCAGGAGUGGUGUGAGACCCCAGAGACGCGAGCAGCGCUGGAGCAGGCCCUUACCAAACGUCGGGAAGCGCGCCGGGCGAUGAGGGGCAACUGGAACUCAGCGACGUGGAGGGUUCUCAAAGCAGCGUGUAAGGGAGUGGCUACAGCAGUCGAAACGGGCAUUUAUGCCCACCUGGGCGGAUAUGUGACUGAGCUCCAAGAAAUCUGCAAAGAUCGCGACAUGCGAGGACUGUACCAACACCUCAAGAGAUCAGUGGGCCUCAGCGGGAGACAAGCGGGGGGACAGCAGUUCGUCGCGGAUGAGAACGGCGUGCUGCUCCGGAACAGGGACGACAUCCUCCAGCGGUGGGCGAGAUUCUUCAGCACCCUACUCAACACCAAAUCCCCCACCCUGAACCCAGACAUCAUCGAACGAGUGACGCAGCGGCCAGCGACACGUGACACUCAACGGUUGGGAGAUGUGCCAGAACUCGAGGAGGUGGCACGGGCAACGAAAGGCCUCAAGAACUGGAAGGCACCCGGCCAUGACUCCCUCCCUGCCGAGUUGCUCAAGAUCGAUGACGACGAACCCUUCGUCCUGGGACACCUCCAUACCAUCCUCGUCAAGGUGCUGUACAAGAAGGGUGACCGGUCCAACUGUAACAACUACAGGGGGAUUUCGCUACUAUCUCACGUAGGCAAGGUCCCCAUCAAGAUCAUCACUAACCGUCUAAGCGCCUUCUGCGAAGCCAACAACAUCCUCCCGGAGCAACAGUGCGGAUCCACCGUCGACAUGCUGUUCGUCGUGCGCCGCCUCCAGAAGCUAGGGCGGAGAAAGAAAAUACCGCUCUACAUGUGCUUCGUCGACUUGAACAAGGAGUAUGAUUCGGUGGACCGAGAGAUGCUAUGGAAGGUGCUGGCCAGGGCCGGGAUUCCCGCGAAGCUGAUCGAAGUCAUCCGUCAAUUCCACGAUGCAAUGCGGGCCCGGGUGCGCAUGGACGACGGAGAACUAUCGGACUGGUUCUUCGUGACACAGGGCGUGCGACAAGGAUAUGUGCUAUCCUCACUGCUGUUCAACAUCUUCUUCGCCGAGGUCCUCGAGGUCGUUGUCAUCCGAUUCAGC
This is a messenger RNA of Ectocarpus sp. CCAP 1310/34, 1365 nucleotides long. The record is from the annotation of a GenBank genome assembly. NCBI's taxonomy places the organism in Eukaryota, Phaeophyceae, Ectocarpales, Ectocarpaceae.